Helianthus annuus (common sunflower) is the source of this 2798-nucleotide messenger RNA. RefSeq names its product R-linalool synthase QH1, chloroplastic. NCBI's taxonomy places the organism in Eukaryota, Viridiplantae, Streptophyta, Magnoliopsida, Asterales, Asteraceae. The transcript has 12 exons. Gene Ontology annotation, molecular function: magnesium ion binding; terpene synthase activity. The record is from RefSeq and is a predicted model, not a curated record. Gene Ontology annotation, biological process: diterpenoid biosynthetic process. Bases 883 to 2412 code for a protein of 509 amino acids.
AUCGAAGACGGGGGACGACCGUAAGCUCAGAGAUCCAUCGAUAUGCUGGAAGCGAAGCUUAUCUAUAAACAAGAAACAUCCGACUAUAAACAAGAAACAUCCGGUACGACGUUCAGAUGAAAUAGAGGGAGAAAGAAAGAGAUGGAGAGAGAUUAGAGGAGGGAGACGGCAUAAAGGACAAGGAGGCUGCCCAUCGUCGUUAGAAGGAGGCUUGGCGUUGGCAUCAUUGCCAUCCACACGCUUAGCCUGGUUGUAUUCCGGCGAACCUAGGGUUCUGCCGUGAUUUUCGACGGUGGUGGAUAGGGUCAAAUCGACCACCAAAACCAGCGGCGGCUAGGGUUUCAUGGUGUAAGGGGUUGCUGAUGAGAUUCAGAUCCCACUCAGGCAGAUUUUUGUUGAGUUUCUUGAGAGGUGGUGUUUUAAGUGGAGUUCAACGCAGAGCUUCGUAGAAACUCAAGGCUAAAAGCACCAAGAAGAUUGUGCUAAGGUUACAAGCAUGUGUCUCAGCAUCCAAUUAAGAGAUGCAAACAUUUUGACAUUGUGGAGACAAGAAGGCCAAUGGAACUAAACAAAAAAGAUGCAAACAUUUUGGCAUUGGUGCAGAGAUGCAAACAUUUUGACAUUUGUCUACGUGUUUCCAUUCCAAACAACAACGGAUUACUGCUAUCGUAACGAACAGAACCGAUAUCGACCGAAUUCUUGCCGCAAGCCGCGAGUACAAAAUUUGUCAUUCGUAAGCCAAUUUAUGCUACACAAUCCACAUCAAAGGUUGUCACUGCAGAGACUGUCCCUAGACGAUCAGCAAACUAUGCGUCAUCAUUGUGGUCAUUUGAUCAAAUUCAAUCACUGUCUAGUGAAUAUGUAGGACAAGAUUACAAGGCAAUGGCAGAUACGUUAAAAGACGCGGUGAAGAUGAUGAUACAUAAAGGUGGAAAUCAAUUAAACACCCUACAGAUGAUUGAUGAUUUGCAGAGACUCGGAAUAUCGUAUCAUUUUGAAGAUGAAAUAAGAAAUCUCCUGGAGAUGAUUUACUGCAAUUACUACAAAACUCCUGAAGAGUGGAAUGGAAUGGAUCUGAACCUUAAAGCCCUUGGAUUUCGACUAUUGAGACAACAUGGUUAUCAGGUUCCUCAAGAGAUAUUUCAUGACUUUAAGGACAAGAUGCAAAAUUUUAAGCCAUACUUAGCCGAUGAUAUGAUGGGAAUAUUGAAUUUGUACGAGGCUUCUUCCUAUUCAUUGGAGGACGAAUCCAUACUGGAUCAUGCGAGAGACUUCACAACAAAAUAUAUGAAAGAAAAUCAAGACAAAACUGAUAAGAGCAUAUCAUCACUAGUAACUCAUGCUUUGGAGCUUCCGCUACACUGGAGAGUGCCAAGGGUAGAGGCAAAGUGGUUUAUCGAACAAUAUGAACAAAGAGCUGACAAGAAUCCCACAUUGAUCGAUCUCGCAAAAUUGGAUUUUGAUAUGGUUCAGGCUGUUCAUAUUGAAGAUCUAAAGCAUGCAUCAAGGUGGUGGAGAAAUAAAAAAUGGGAUAAGAAGCUCAGCUUUAGUAGAGACAGGUUGGUAGAGCAUUUCUUGUGGUCGACUGGUUUUUGUCAUCUACCUCAGCAUAGCCUUGGAAGGCGAACAAUGACAAAGGUUAAUUCCAUUAUUACUGCUCUCGAUGAUGUCUACGACGUGUAUGGUACUUUGGAUGAACUUGAACAAUUUACUAAGGUUAUCGAUAGAUGGGACAUCAACGAGAUCCAGGAACUCCCAGAUUAUAUGAAAAUAUUUUUCAUGGGGUUCUACAACACGAUUAAUGAGAUUGCAUACAACACAUUGACAGAGACAGGGUUCCAUAGCCUUCCAUACCUUAAGAAAGCUUGGGCGGGUUUAUGCAAAGCAUACCUAGUAGAAGCACGGUGGUACAACAAUGGGCAUACACCAACACUCCAAGAAUACUUGGACAAUGCGUAUACAUCAAUAUCGGCUCCAGCAGUACUCAUGCAUGCUAACUUUGUGAUAUCUGUUCAUUCAAGUAAUGACAUAUUGCAAAGUAUGCCAAGACUUGAGAAAACAAUUUACUACUCAUCACUAAUCUUCCGACUUGCUGAUGACUUGGCGACAUCAUCGGAUGAACUGGCAAGAGGCGAUGUUUCAAAAUCAAUCCAAUGUUACAUGCAUGAGAGCGGUGCUACUGAAGAAGAAGCCAGAGAGUACAUCAAAGAGUUGAUCUUGGAGACAUGGAAGAAAAUAAACAAAGAACGAGCACAUGCCAAUUCUCAAUUUGAACGUGGGUUUAUCGAGUAUGCAACCAACAUAUCUAGGAUGGCACUAUUGAUGUACAGUGAUGGAGAUGGGCAUGGUUGUCCAGAUUUAACUAAAUCUCAUGUAUCAUCAUUGUUUUUUAAUCCGCUCCAAGGAAUAUAAUAGGGUUCUGUCUAUCGGCACACCCUGGAAUCUAUCAUCACACUUUGCUUUUUAAUACGGAUCAUAUAGUCCUACACAAUCCGUAUAGGGUUAACUUUAUACACUUGCAGACUGACACGGCCAGUCAUUGUUUGACAGCUGGUCUUAUACGGAUCGUAUACGGCUAUACUAUCCGUAUUGAGACUACUUUUUUUUUCAAUUUAAAGUUUGGUGUAUUAGGUAUGGUUGUUGGUGUUUAUUGUUGGUUGUUUUUGUUUUUAUGUGUUUUAUAAUGUGUAUUAAUUUUUUUUCAUGACUUAUUGUAUGAUAUUGAAUCGCAUUUGUAUUGUAUCGUAUUAUAUCGUUUUGUGAUGCAUCGCAUCACAUCGUAUUUGUAUUUUGUAUUA